UGCAGCAAAGUGCCAGAUGUCUCCAUCAACAGUGACAGCCAAUCAGCAUCCAGCUCUGACAGCUCGAGUGAUGCUCUUAGCAGCUCUGACUCAGACGACCUGGAGGAUGUUGACGACGACGACGACGACGACGAUCAGAGUGAUGAUAGUGUCGACUCGGAAAAGUGCGGAAAAGAUCCGAAAGGUAUCCGAAAGGAGGAAAUGCACAUAUACAGGAAGAAGAACCGGCACACUGUAGGGCAGGAUAAGCUGGACGUCCGGGGUUUGCUUUUGUCUCAGCCGCCAUCGCACAUCCAGGCCUUGAGCUCCACAGAGGAGCCCAGCAAACACACCAGUGUCAUCCAGACCACAGGUCUAGCAGCCAGCGCAAAACCGCUUGCACUAGUCACGCAGCGGCGCAGGGACAGAGAUGCACCGUCCCCUAAAGAUCUUCCCCUGCCCUCUCCAAAACCACCUCUGUCUGUGUCUUCCUCUCCCACACUGCCCUCCUCCAGAUCUGCUCCUCUGAAGACGUGCAAGGAUUACCUCGACAACGUCAGCCAACACAGACAGUCAUCACUACCUCAGGCCUUUCCUCCACCGCUGAGAGGUGCACAGGAAUCACAGAGCAGCCAGAAACAUCCAUUUAACAAUCCGUUCCUCCCCUCACUUCCUACUGAGAACCACCAUCCCGGCGCGGUGCAGGACGCUCCUCUGGCCCUCAUUACCAAACCUCGCUCCCAGAGCACACGCGCCCCUGAUAAACCACUGCUGGCCACCACCAGCCCCGCGUUUAACAUUCCCAUCAACCUCACCAGCACGGGUCGCACCGCCACCUCGCCUGGUCUGACUCCCGGGGCAGCCCGAGGGAAGCGCUGCCAAACAGGGCGGAGGACACUGAAGAGAGAGAGACCGUCAUUGGUGGAGCACUUCAGGGGGGCGGAGUCUGAGCUCCCUGACAGCAAAGGCUCUGAUGACUUGUUAAUGGAGGACGAGGAUGAAAAUGAUGCUUCAAAUGACAGUCUCUCAGACUCUGACAGCAAUUUAGACACUGAUUCUGAUGAUGAUGAUGAUGAUGAUGAUGAUGAUGAUGGUAAAGAUGAAGAGAUGGACACAGAUUUAGAAAUGGACAGAAUGCCACUCAAACUCACCAAAUUCUCAACAUCUCUGCUAGACUCCUCCCACAGCACUAGCCCCGCCCCUCUCAAUCUACAGGUUCCUAAAACACCUGCCACAACCACACCAGCCACUGUGACCAGCUCUGGGAAUUCAGCCAAUCACAGCCCAGCUUUGUCGUCUUACAGUGUGGCCACACCACCAGGGAAAAGGAGAAGAGUCACAGAUGAAUGUGCACUGCGGAAACCUCUACAAUAUGGAUGGCAGAGAGAGACGCGCAUCACAAACAUGUCUGGGCGUUUGCGGGGAGAGGUGGCGUAUUACGCUCCAUGCGGCAGAAAGCUCAGACAGUAUCCUGAUGUCAUCAAGUAUCUGACCAGUAACGGGAUAAGCAACAUUACACGUGAUCAUUUUAGCUUCAGUGCUAAAAUCAAGGUUGGUGACUUCUAUGAAGCCAGAGAUGGACCGCAGGGGUUACAGUGGUGCUUACUGAAGGAGGAGGAAGUGGUUCCUCGUAUUCUGGUGAUGGAAGGUCGACGGGGUCGUCGCAAGAAUCUUGACGCUCUGGGUAAUCGUGCCGCUGACUCCGCUCGCUCUCGCCGGAAAGCCAGAGCACCUGACGAGGGUGAAGCCGAUGCUCUCAGCACCUCUGAGGCCAAACUUCUGCGCAGACUGGAGGCCCAGGAAAUCGCGCGGCAGGCGGCUCAGAUGAAGCUGAGACGUAAACUGGAGAAGCAGGCGCUGGCACAAGCGGCCAAAGAGGCCAGGAGACAGCAAGCAAUCAUGGCAGCAGAAGAGCGGCGGAAACACAAGGAGCAAAUGAAGAUUCUGAAACAGCAGGAGAAGUUCAAGAGAAUCCAGCAGGUCCGUUUGGAGAAGGAACUCCGUGCUCGGCAGAUUUUGGAGGCUAAAAGAAAAAAGAAAGAAGAGGUUGCAAAUGCUAAAAUACUAGAAGCUGAAAAACGAAUAAAGGAGCGGGAGAGAUGUCGGCAGCAUGUGAUGUUGAUGAAGGCGAUAGAGGCCAGGAAGAAAGCUGAGGAGAAAGAGCGGCUGAAACAGGAGAAACGAGAUGAGAAACGACUGAACAAGGAGCGCAAACUGGAGCUCAGACGGCUGGAACUGGAGAUGGCCAAAGAGCUGAACAAACCCAAUGAAGACAUGUGUCUGUCUGACCACAAGCCUCUGCCGGCGCUGUCAAGGAUAGCGGGUCUGCUGUUGCCAGGAGGAUGUUUCUCAGACUGUCUAAUGGUCAUGCAGUUCCUGCGCUGUUUUGGAAAGGUCCUGGGGUUUGACCUCAGCACUGACGUCCCGUCACUCGGCGUGCUGCAGGCAGGGCUGCUGAAUGUGGGCGACAGCAUGGGCUUCAUCCAGGACCUGCUGGUGCGCAUGCUGUCUGCUGCUGUUUGUGACCCAGGACUCCCUGCAGGACACAGGGCUAAGACUGCUCUGGGAGACCAUGUGACUAACCUCGGCCUGAACCGGGACAAUGUGUCCGAGGUGCUGCAGAUCUAUAUGGAAGCUCACUGUGGACAGACUGAACUAGCGCCUCUGGCUGAGAGCUUAAAGACCAAAGCUUUCCAGGCCCACACACUGAGAAGCAUCUAUGCUAAGAGGACGGGAAAACGGGAGAGCAGCGUUGGAGGAGAGGAGGCUCAGUUCGCCGGUGCGUCUGUGAACAGCCGUAAACGCAAGCGCAAAGGAGGAGAGAGUGACGAAGAUGAUGAGGAAGACGAUGACAGCGAUGAACAGGGAGAGGAGGAUGAGGAUGAAGACGACUUUUGUGGGAAGAAAGGGAAGAAAGCAGAGGCGUGUGAAGAUGAGGUAGAACUGAGAAGCAUCUAUGCUAAGAGGACGGGAAAACGGGAGAGCAGCGUUGGAGGAGAGGAGGCUCAGUUCACCGGUGCGUCUGUGAACAGCCGUAAACGCAAGCGCAAAGGAGGAGAGAGUGACGAAGAUGAUGAGGAAGACGAUGACAGCGAUGAACAGGGAGAGGAGGAUGAGGAUGAAGACGACUUUUGUGGGAAGAAAGGGAAGAAAGCAGAGGCGUGUGAAGAUGAGGACGAAGGUGAUCAAAUCACAAGCACUGAAGAGCUGGAGAGACAGAUCGAGAAGCUCAGCAAGCAGCAGACUCAGAUCCGUCGGAAGCUGUUCGAGGCCUCUCAUUCCCUGCGCUCCGUGAUGUUCGGUCAGGACCGUUAUAAACGACGCUACUGGGUUCUGCCGCAGUGUGGCGGGAUCUUUGUGGAGGGACUGGAGAGCGGAGAGGGUCCAGAGGAAUUGCAGAGAGAGCGUGAGAGGAUGAAGAACGCUCACCUCGUCCAGGUCAAAGAGGAGCCGACAGAAGAGCCUGAUGAAAAAUACGGCACCGCUGAGACGAAACCUCCGCAUGAUGUAGAUUCUCUCAACCUCUUCCUGCAGAGCCCGGACUCUUUCUCCAAGCUCAGCAAGCUGUUGGAAGCGGCCAAGAUGUCUUCUGAGGUCUCUUGUCACCAAUACAAUAGCCCAAAACAGCAGACUACGUUACCCAGAAGUCCUAACCAUGAUGUUAAACCUGAUCUCCACAACACCACCUACCUCGCUAACGCCCAGCAGCAGAUCCGUAACGAGCAGCUUUACAAGGUUCUGACAGAGAGAAACACUCACUGGUUCAGUCUGCUGCCUCGCUCUCCAUGUGACGUCUCGUCUCUGACUGAAGGUCCACAUUCAGCUUCAUCUUCCUCACCACAAACCACAGCGGUCUCUGCCGGCCCCUACAGCGCUGUGGGGAUCAAUAACUUUUCAUUAGCAGCACUGCAGAUGAGGUCCGGCGUGCCCAUGAUAGAUCUGCCCUUCUGUGUGUGGUCCAGUGGAAAUUUGAGUCCAGACGUGAUGUUCUCUGGGGUUUCCAUGUCUCAGAUUCUCAGUGGUGUUCACCCAUCCUCAGAGGGCAGUGGAAACCUGAACGAUUCCCCAGAGUCUCCAGCGGAGAAACCCCUCUCCACACCCUCACCUGUGAUCGAGGUGCAUAAAAACCAGGAUUACCCAUCACCUCAACCUAUUCCUGAAGCUCCUCUGUGUUUGCAGAUGAGGUCCGGCGUGCCCAUGAUAGAUCUGCCCUUCUGUGUGUGGUCCAGUGGAAAUUUGAGUCCAGACGUGAUGUUCUCUGGGGUUUCCAUGUCUCAGAUUCUCAGUGGUGUUCACCCAUCCUCAGAGGGCAGUGGAAACCUGAACGAUUCCCCAGAGUCUCCAGCGGAGAAACCCCUCUCCACACCCUCACCUGUGAUCGAGGUGCAUAAAAACCAGGAUUACCCAUCACCUCAACCUAUUCCUGAAGAGAUGUUGACUGGCUGGUGGAAGGUGACGGACAUCGAGGAGUUACGAUCCAUAGAGAAAGCGUGCCAUUCCCGAGGGAUCCGAGAGAAACAGCUGCAGAAACAGCUGCAGAAACACAUGGAUUACAUCGGGCAGGUCUGCAGCAGGAACAGAGAUGUCUCUGUGAUCGACGUCUCUGAGCUGGAGGAGAAUCAGGUCUCUGAGGACACUGUCCAGAGCUGGUGUGUGGAAGAGCAGGCCAUGGACAUGGACAUCGGUGUCCUGCAGCAGGUCGAGGAACUGGAGCACAAAGUCUCCUCAUCCAGUCUGCAGGUUAAGGGCUGGAUGCAUCCAGUGCCGCAGUCACAGAGUGAAGACCUGGUGCAUUACGAGCACAAACCUGUCAUGGAGAACUGCGAAGACAGGAGUGACUGUGGCAUCGUGCGUCGAGCAAACAACCCUCUGGAUAUAGCAGUGACGCAUCUGGCAGAGCUGGAGAGGAACAUUGAGCGAAGGUACCUGAAGAGCCCUUUAAGCAGCACCAUUCAGAUCAGACUGGAUAACGUGGGAACGGUCUCAGUACCGGCCCCUGCGCCAUCACCUGCUAAAGCUGAUGGUGACGGGGCUGAGGAAGAUCUGGCUCCAGGAUUGAAACAGUGGCGUAAAGCUCUCGGCGAGGUGCGCAGUGCCAGUCAGCUCUCUCUAUGCAUACAGCAGCUGCACAAGUCCAUCGCCUGGGAGAAAUCCAUCAUGAAAGUGUACUGUCAGAUCUGCUGUAAGGGGGACAACGAGGAGCUGCUGCUGCUGUGUGAUGGAUGUGAUCGAGGCUGCCACACGUACUGCCAUAAACCCAAGAGCACCACCAUACCAGACGGAGACUGGUUCUGCCCGGCCUGCAUAUCCCAGGCGAGCAGUCAGUCCCUGAAGACCAAGAAGCCUUUGGACCGCUCAAGCGGAGGCCUGAAGAAACCUGCUGAGGCCAAACGGCACAAGAAACCAUCUGUGGCCGGAGACUCGGAGGACGAUUCGGGCAGCGCCAACAGCACGCCCAGAAAAGUGUUAAAGGAAAUAAAAAAGAGGAAGACCGAGGAGAAUCCUUCCACUAACCCGGCAAAGCAGGAGGGUCCCGAAACAGCCAGAGAUGACAGUAAAGACCUGACCAUGUGCAGAAUACUCUUGGCUGAGCUGGAAAGCCAUCAGGACGCCGGACCGUUUCUUACACCCGUCAACCCCAAAUCUGUCCCGGGGUACCGCAAGAUCAUCAAGAAACCCAUGGACCUCUCUACUAUCAGAGACAAGCUCACCAACAGCCAGUACUUGAAUCUUGAGACUUUUAUCAUUGACGUGAACCUGGUGUUCGAUAACUGUGAGAAAUUCAACGAGGAUAAUUCAGUCAUCGGCCGAGCGGGACACACGAUGAGAUGGUUUUUCCAGAGGAGAUGGACCGAGCUGUUGAGGCAGAACUUCCAGAAACCAGGUCUCAGCACAUGAGAGCAGUUCAGAUGCAUUUACACCACGAUUCCCACCUGCUUUGCUUUGUUAAAGGACAACUGUGAGAACAUGAACGUUUUCCAAAAUAA
Messenger RNA from Sinocyclocheilus grahami, 5966 nucleotides. Its product is annotated as bromodomain adjacent to zinc finger domain protein 2B-like. Gene Ontology annotation, cellular component: chromatin. The transcript is spliced from 31 exons. The record is from RefSeq and is a predicted model, not a curated record. Lineage: Eukaryota; Metazoa; Chordata; Actinopteri; Cypriniformes; Cyprinidae. Bases 202 to 5877 code for a protein of 1891 amino acids. Gene Ontology annotation, molecular function: DNA binding; protein binding.